AAUUGCCGCAGAAGCAGCAGCGAGAGACAGACAGAGAAACACAAAACGACGUUCCCUUUCUGCGUUCCACUAAUUGAAUUCCUUCACUUUCUUUCUUCCCACUUGUAUAAAGAAAAAACAAACGCAGAGCGCAGACUUUGUAUCAUCGUUCUUUGAAUUGGGUCUCGAGGAUCCGACCCGGAUCCAUGGGGUGCGUGAGCUCGAAGCAAGCGGUGUCGGUGACGCCGGCGAUUGACCACUCCGGCGCGUUCCGGAGCAAUGCGGGUGGUCUGGCCGAGCCGGAGAAGAAGAGGAGCAAGAAGAGGACCGAGUCUGGUGGAGCGAGUCAGAGCGAGGUAGGUGAGUCGGGGAGAACGAGUUCCAAUUGCGACUCGCUCAGCUUCAGGCUGGGGAACCUCCACAAGUACGUGCAGGGCGAACACGUCGCAGCCGGCUGGCCCGCCUGGCUCAGCGCCGUCGCCGGCGAAGCCAUUCACGGCUGGGUCCCCCUCCGCGCAGACGCCUUCGAAAAACUCGAGAAGAUAGGGCAGGGGACGUACAGCAGUGUGUUUAGGGCGAGGGAGCUUGAGACGGGGAAGAUAGUGGCAUUGAAGAAGGUGCGGUUCGACAAUUUCGAACCGGAGAGUGUGCGGUUCAUGGCGCGUGAGAUACUGAUCCUGCGACGGCUUGAUCACCCCAAUAUCAUAAAGCUUGAGGGUUUGAUUACUUCGAGGUUGUCGUGUAGCAUUUACCUCGUGUUUGAGUACAUGGAGCAUGACAUUACGGGGCUCUUGUCUUCCCCUGAUAUCAAGUUCACUGAACCGCAGAUUAAGUGCUACAUGAAGCAGUUAUUGGUUGGUCUUGAGCACUGUCACUUGCGAGGAGUGAUGCAUAGGGACAUUAAGGGGUCGAAUCUUUUGGUGAAUAAUGAAGGGGUUUUGAAGGUGGCAGAUUUUGGGUUGGCAAAUUUUGUCAAUCCUGGGCACAGGCAACCUCUGACUAGUCGUGUUGUCACCUUGUGGUACCGGCCGCCGGAGCUUUUGCUCGGUUCGACAGAUUAUGGUCCAGCUGUUGAUCUCUGGAGUGUUGGCUGUGUCUUUGCGGAGCUGCUUGUUGGAAAGCCUAUACUUCAGGGGAGGACAGAGGUUGAACAACUGCACAAAAUUUUCAAGCUCUGUGGCUCCCCACCGGAUGAAUACUGGAAAAAGUCUAGACUUCCUCAUGCAACUUUAUUUAAGCCACAGCAACCAUAUGAUAGUUGCCUUCGACAGUCCUUUAAAGAUUUGCCAGUGACCAGUGUACAUCUGCUACAAACCCUUCUUUCUAUAGAACCAUACAAACGUGGAACUGCCACAUCUGCUCUAUCAUCAGAGUAUUUCAAAACAAAACCUUAUGCGUGUGACCCAUCAAGCUUGCCAGUAUACCCACCUAGCAAGGAAAUCGAUGCAAAACACAGGGAGGAAUCAAGGAAAAAAAUUAGCGGACGAGUGCGUGGAACUGAAACAAGAAAACCGUCAAGAAAACCUCUGGGAUUCAAUAAACUAGCCCCAGCAGAGGAUUUGGCAAGUCAAACUCAGACUUCCCAGAAGGUCAAUGUUAGAUCUUUCCGUGUCCUUGAAGAGGAGAGGACUAAAAUAGGUGACAAAGCACAAAAGCCAUCAAGUGGUAAACCUGAAGAUGCUUCUCAUGUGAAGAAUGCUUCUCAAGGAGAUAUUCCCAUUUCUGGACCAUUACAAGUUUCAACAUCAAGUGGCUUUGCAUGGGCCAAAAGCCGUAAAGAUGACACUUCAUUUCGAUCCCAUUGUCGAACUAUUUCAAGAGGACAUACUUUCAAUCCAUUAGAACCUUGUACAUUAAAUUCAAGGAAUAAUUUGGACACCAGAAACCAGGAAAAUAAGGAGUUUUCUGGAGGAUGCACCAAUUCUAGGGGCCAUGACCUUCUUGAAAUUUCUAAACUUUCAAUGCAGAAUCAAUGGAGUAAGUUUGAUCGCCCAGAUUCAUUUGAUGCUUCAGAUGAGUACCACUCGCAAGAAUUGUCUAUCGCCCUUUAUCAUAGAGAAGAUUCAGCUUCCAAGAGAAGUAACCUGAGUUUUCAAGAUCAAGGGGAAAAGGUUGAAUUUUCUGGGCCCCUACUAUCUCAAAUGCACACAGUUGAUGAGCUCUUGGAAAGGCAUGAGCGUCACAUCCGGCGAACUGUCCGGAGAUCAUGGUUUCAGAGAGGUAAGAAGCUUGGGAAGUAAAUCAAGUAAUUGCAUGGGUAUUUACUCUUGUAGGGCACAGACCUUGAGCAUCAUAUCAAAAUGAUAGCUGGGAAGGCCAUCUUCUUUCCCCAAUCACACCACUAUAAGCAGAGAAUGAACAUCUGACUUAUACAAUGACACACUGUCUAGCAGCCUGAUCUGUUAUAUAGAAGCUGGGAAACUCAACAAUUCAAGAACACCAUUUCCAGCUUCCAAUUUACAGAAAAUCUGAUGACCAAUGUAAAGAAAAGAAGAAAGGUUUGAGUUCCCCUUUUCGGUCAAUUAUAGAUAAAAAAAAAACUUGUUUAUGUAUGGUCUAAACUCCUCCCUUUUCCUGUCUUUGCUAAUUGUUAUCUACAUGCAAGUCUUGUCCGGCAAUUGUAUAUAUUUCACCUGUUGUGACUGACUUGAGAAUAUAGUUAAUCUACUCACCAUUAUUCAAUCAUUUUUUAGGCUUUUAAUGAA
Molecule: messenger RNA, 2684 nt
Organism: Glycine soja
Lineage: Eukaryota; Viridiplantae; Streptophyta; Magnoliopsida; Fabales; Fabaceae
Product: protein IMPAIRED IN BABA-INDUCED STERILITY 1-like
Exons: 9
Coding region: 186-2219 (677 amino acids)
Biological process (GO): protein phosphorylation; positive regulation of transcription elongation by RNA polymerase II
Cellular component (GO): cyclin-dependent protein kinase holoenzyme complex; nucleus
Molecular function (GO): cyclin-dependent protein serine/threonine kinase activity; ATP binding; RNA polymerase II CTD heptapeptide repeat kinase activity
Source: RefSeq, a predicted model, not a curated record